Molecule: messenger RNA, 874 nt
Organism: Raphanus sativus (radish)
Lineage: Eukaryota; Viridiplantae; Streptophyta; Magnoliopsida; Brassicales; Brassicaceae
Product: putative 4-hydroxy-4-methyl-2-oxoglutarate aldolase 2
Exons: 3
Coding region: 207-707 (166 amino acids)
Biological process (GO): regulation of RNA metabolic process
Molecular function (GO): ribonuclease inhibitor activity
Source: RefSeq, a predicted model, not a curated record
AAUUAAAGACCACAUGAUUGUCAAAGUGAUCUCCUGAUGAUUCCUUUGAUCUGAUCUAAUACCAAAACACUUCUUUUCUAGUUUCCAACUUGGUUCUCCUUUAUAAAAGUUACUUUUUCUUCUCUGAAAUAGUAGACACUGUAAAGAGUUCUGUUUCUGCAUCUGAGUUUGGUCUGAUACAGCUGAGGAGAAAAGAGGACGAAAACAUGGCGUUUGUGACAACUGCGGAAGUCUGUGACGCGAAUCAAGAGCUGAUCCGGAGUGGUGAGCUCAGAGCUAUGCAACCCAUUUUCCAGAUUUACGGCCGUCGACAGAUAUUCUCAGGUCCCGUUGUGACUGUCAAAGUGUUUGAAGACAAUGGCUUGAUCCGUCAGUUCCUCGAGGAGAAAGGUAAUGGAAGAGUACUUGUGGUGGAUGGUGGAGGGAGCCAAAGAUGUGCAAUACUCGGAGGCAAUCCCGUGGUUCAAGCUCAGAACAACGGAUGGGCGGGAAUCAUUGUGAACGGAUGCAUCAGAGACGUCGAUGAGAUCAACGGUUGUGAUAUUGGAGUGAGAGCUUUGGCCUCUCAUCCAAUAAAGGCGAGCAAGAAAGGACUUGGAGAGCAACGAGUUCCAGUUAAUAUCGCAGGGACUCGGAUCUGUGAUGGAGAUUGGGUUUAUGCUGAUACUGAUGGCAUUCUUGUCUCUCAGACCGAGUUAUCCGUUUAAUACAAAAGGGUUUUGUCUUCUUGUUUCUUUGGUUGCAUGCAUUUGGAUCAGUUUCUAAGAACACAUGAACUUGAUUAGUGCUUUUUUACAUGAUGCUACUGCUCUUUACUCCCUCUGUUUUAGUAUAAUUGGUGUUUAUUUUAAAUAAAAUUUAGUGUUAUUUAAAA